Malassezia restricta is the source of this 2175-nucleotide messenger RNA. Its product is annotated as DNA polymerase alpha-associated DNA helicase A. Bases 1 to 2175 code for a protein of 724 amino acids. Gene Ontology annotation, molecular function: ATP binding; 5'-3' DNA helicase activity; DNA binding. Lineage: Eukaryota; Fungi; Basidiomycota; Malasseziomycetes; Malasseziales; Malasseziaceae. The record is from RefSeq and is a predicted model, not a curated record. The transcript has a single exon.
AUGCCCACCGCCGUUGUGGUGCGCACGCCUCCUGCGCCGACGGCCGCCGACGUACAUGCAUGGUUCUGCCGGCAGCAUGUACUUCUGGAGCAUGAGCGUGGAGAGGAGCGCGCACAAAACGCGCUCCUUCUCUCUCAGUGUGCGCCCCGUGUUCUCGCGCGCCAUGGCCUGGCCCUCUUGGGACUCAGCGUAUCGCGCACGUUCACGGGUGAGGGCGGCAAGAUACUUGUAGAGCUGCAGAACUCGACCGCGAUGCACUCAACAUCUGCUCUGUCGCAACAUACUUUCCGCCCAGGCGAUCUGUGUGCUCUUGAGGAGCAUGAUGCGAAGAAGCAGGCUCAGGACAUGGUGCGUGGCGUCGUAUAUCGCGUGAACGAGACGAGUCUCACGGUGGCUCUCGAUGAGCGCAGUGGAUCGCAGGAAGACAAUGAUGCUGGGCUCAUGCCCCUUUUACGGGUGGUGAAACUCGCCAACGAGGCAACUUAUGACCGCCUCUCUCAGACGCUCAAGAAGCUGGUGGAAUUAGUGGGUGUGCCGCCCCUCUUUUCCCAGGAACGGCCCACUGAUUUCGUGGGAACUCCACCGGAGAUCGUCCGUGUGCUCUUGGGCUUGCGACCACCAUCAUGGAAGGCCGAGGCGCCUGCGUGGACGCCGAUUCACCCGCGCCUCAACGAUACCCAACGAGCGGCUAUCUCGUUCGCCCUACGUGCCGAGCACCUCGCCCUCAUUCAUGGACCCCCUGGCACUGGAAAGACCACCGCUGUGACCGAGCUGAUUGUACAGCUAGCUACACUCUAUCCACAAGCACGCAUCCUCGUAUGCGGCGCGAGCAACCUGGCCGUCGAUAAUCUAUUGGAACGUGUCUUGGCACCUGAGUACAAAGACGCUCUAGCGCGUAUAGAUGCGCAUGUGACACGUAUAGGGCAUCCUGCUCGUGUAUUACCGACGCUGACCCGCGCCACACUCGACGUACAAAGCCGGCACUCGUCCGAAGGCCAACUGGCACGCGAAGUGGCACAGGAAAUCGACGAUCUGAUGCAGGUGCUUUCUCCGCCCCGUGGUGCUCCGCGUGCAGGAAAUAAAAGUGCUCGCAAGGCGCCCCGUGUGAAGGGCGAGGAGCGGCGGCGCAUGUGGGAGCAGGUACGAGAGCUGCGCAAAGAGUUCCGAAAGCGUGAUCGCGCCCUCGCUUCAACGGUACUGAAGCGAUCCCGUAUCGUCAUGUCAACAUGCCAUGGCGCGGGUGGGCGCCAGUUGGAUGAUCUAAGCUUCGACUUCUGCAUCAUUGACGAAGCAUGCCAGGCCUUGGACAUGUCGUGCUGGGUACCCGUCUUGCGACUCGCUCCUCACGGCCGGGUCUUUCUGAGCGGCGAUCACUUGCAGCUGCCGCCGACCGUCAUGGCUGAGCCGCCUCGCCCACCUGUAAGUCGCUCAGCGACCCUGCCGCCAAGCGCAUCACUGCAAGUGACUAUGUUUGAUCGCAUCUUGUCUAUGUAUGGCGAGGCCAGCAAGGCAUUCCUGUCCGUGCAGUACCGUAUGAACCAUGAAAUCAUGGCUUUUCCCAAUGCUCAACUGUAUGAUGGAAAACUGUCAGCACACGAUAGCUGCGCACAUAUCCGACUCACGGACCUGGGCAUCGAAGGCAACGACGAAAAUGAUGCGCACUGUGCUCCUCUUGUGCUGUACGACACGACAGGCCUUGAUAUGUAUGAACGGGAAGACGAUGCGGUUCUUUCGACACAUUCGCGCAUCAAUGAGAACGAGGCGUCGCUGGUCAUGCGACACAUCGAAUUGCUCGUGCAACAUGGCGUUCCAACUGCAUCUAUCGCGGUACUUUCGCCCUAUGCGGCACAGGUUCACCUCCUAAGCCAGCACAUCCGCACUAUGUAUGACAUGAGCAUAGAGGUGGGCACGGUCGACGGCAUGCAGGGUCGUGAGAAAGACGUGGUGAUCUUGAGCCUCGUGCGCAGUAAUGACGAGCAACAAGUUGGGUUUUUGCAUGACAGCCGACGCCUCAAUGUGGCCAUGACACGAGCCAAGCGCCAGCUUGCCGUGAUUGGCGACGCCGACACAGUAGGUGGCGAAAAGGCCCGGCAUGACACAACGGCUUCGCGCCAGUUCCUUCGCGCAUGGAUCGAGCACCUUCACUCCAAUGCCCUGAUAGAAAUAGCUGCAUAA